Messenger RNA from Aspergillus japonicus CBS 114.51, 1008 nucleotides. RefSeq names its product Bax Inhibitor family protein. The record is from RefSeq and is a predicted model, not a curated record. The coding region runs from base 1 to 1008 and encodes 335 amino acids. The transcript is spliced from 2 exons. NCBI's taxonomy places the organism in Eukaryota, Fungi, Ascomycota, Eurotiomycetes, Eurotiales, Aspergillaceae. Gene Ontology annotation, cellular component: mitochondrial inner membrane.
AUGGCGUUCUUCUUGCGGCGCCCGUUCGCCGUUCCGACGGCGCUUCGUCAAAUCUCCAAGCCUGCUAACAGCGCUCGUUUCAUCCACAACACACCAUUCAAGCCUGCCCAGCCGAAGCCUACCGGUUCCUUCUCGUCUUCCAUCUUCGCCAAAUCCCGCCAGACCUUCCAGAAUGCUUUCCGCCGGACGUAUAUGCAACAGCCCACUUACAACACUCGUGGCGAACUUCUGCAAAAAUUGGGCUACGGUGCCGCCAUAGUAGGAGGUACCAUCAUCGCAACGAACCUGAUUUUCAACCGCGAGACCCGCGAGGAUGGCGGUAUGCCCCAUUACGAGCGCAGCUACCUGAACGAGACUUUCAUGCACACCGGACUUGGUGUUGGUAUUAUCGCUAUUGCCGCUCGCGCUAUGCACAUGAACGGAUUCUCCUACCGCAUGAUGGCUGCCAACCCUUGGUUGGUCAUGGGUCUUGGUCUCGUCGCUAGCAUUGGAACUAUGUACGGUACUUUGUACACUUCUCCUGACAACUACGUCAUGAAGUAUGGUCUCUGGACUGCUUUCAACAUUACACAAGCCGCUCUCCUGUCCCCUCUCAUGUUCAUGAGCCCCGCUCUGCUCGCCCGCGCCGGUCUCUACACUGUCGGAAUGAUGGGUUCCAUUGCUUUCGUUGGUGCCACCGCCAAGCAGGAGAAGUACCUGUACCUGGGUGGUCCUCUGCUCGCUGGUGUUGCCAUCGUUGCUCUCUCCGGUCUCGCUCCUAUGGUUCUCCCUGUCACCGCCACCCGCACUCUCAUGUGGUCCGAGAAGAUCUGGCUGUACGGUGGUCUGGCUGUCUUCGGUGGUUUCACCCUCUAUGACGUCCAGAAGAUCCUUCACCACGCUCGCCUCUCUCAGCGCGGUCUCGUUCGCAAGGAUGUUGUCAACGAGAGCAUCAGCUUGACCCUGGAUUUCAUCAACAUCUUCGUUCGCAUGGUCCAGAUUCUGGGCAUGCGCCAGCAGCGGAAGUAA